AUGGACCCUUCUGGAUUCGACUUUGCCAGUGGUGACCUCUGGGCACAGCUAUCGCCACAACAGCAACAGCAGCGCCAAAAUACGCAGCACCGUCGAUCUCAACAAGGUUUUGAUUAUUCUUCGGACUUUUCUCAGGAGGCCAAUUUCCUCUACAAUGCAGGCCAGCAACCCGGUCUGAACCCGUACCCUCUUGUCUCACAAGGCAUCGACUUGAAUGGGGAUCAUAUGAUGGAUCCUCGAUUCCAGCAACAGUGGAUGGAAGGAUCUGGUGGCGCACUCGGCAUGGUUCCUGGGCCAGGAUACUCGCAUUCGCAUUCACAUGGGAUGAUGGAUGCACAGAUUCCAUCACAUACAAUGGCAUCUUCUCAAUGGGGCGAAGGAUACGUUCAAUAUUCGAAUAACCCGACACACGGCACGCCGUAUACUACCCAGAGCCACAGCCAUCACCACAGCCAACAGCGGCAACACAUUCCCCAUUAUUCUGGGGAUAUCGGCACAUUCCCGCUCGUUGUGCCGUCAUCUUCGAGUACGGACAACAUGGACCAAGAGUGGCCACGCGACAGCCAGAGCCCUAGCCCUACGCUCUUGAGCUCGUCGCUCAAGAACGCCUUGCGCAACUCGUCUUCAUCCGGCUCGAGCACAAACACGUUUGAUGGUGUGCUCGGCGGUGGGGCAGAGUUUUCUUCCAUUGCCGCUCGACGAGCCCACGUUCUCGAGUGGAUGUCAAGGACGGCCCUUACACCACAACAAAGCGCGAUUGCGCACGUUAUCUUGACGUCCAAGUGGUGGGAGCUCGAAGAGCCAGAGCCAGAGGUCCGACACAACGAUGACCUCGUCAAACGCGGCUUGCUCACGCACAUUGGCGGGAGCCGUUUCCGCGCCUUUUUGGACGAGGAGAAUGGAUACAGGUGCACAUUUGACCACGAUGGCGCACCUUGUACGCACGGCAAGGGACGUACAGAGCGAGCGCUGGGGACGAUUAGGGGCUUUUUCCGGUACAAGCCUGUCGUGUGCACGGGCGGUUGUGGAACACGAUGCAACCAGCGGUUUGUGUCGGUCGAACAGUGCCAGAAGCACGUACAGAAGAAGCGGUCAGGGAGGGCGACGUGUCCUGACUGUGGAUCCUCCAUCUUGCCUGCAAACAUGAGUCGACACCGACGAGCAUGUCACGUCCAAGAGGGGACAUCUACGCGUCCACAAUGA
This is a messenger RNA of Serendipita indica DSM 11827, 1203 nucleotides long. NCBI's taxonomy places the organism in Eukaryota, Fungi, Basidiomycota, Agaricomycetes, Sebacinales, Serendipitaceae. The record is from the annotation of a GenBank genome assembly.